Molecule: messenger RNA, 2139 nt
Organism: Malassezia japonica
Lineage: Eukaryota; Fungi; Basidiomycota; Malasseziomycetes; Malasseziales; Malasseziaceae
Exons: 2
Coding region: 1-2139 (712 amino acids)
Source: RefSeq, a predicted model, not a curated record
AUGGUGGGCGCCAGCGGCAUUGCCGGAUGUGAAGUCCUGCUUCACCUCACGAGUGACAUCGUAUGGGUCUACCCUCCCCAGACGCCCAAUACCCCCAGCCAGGACAAGACGCUGGAUGGUGUAGUGGAAAUCGAGUGCCCGAGCGAUCGUAUGAUCCAAGGUGUGCAGAUCCAGCUGCGUGGCUCGCAGAUGGUGGGUAUGCCAUCCGGUGGAACGACGCCAAAGGAGCGGAACCAGCUGCGAUGGGAGGAACACGUCGUGCUCGACCGCACGUUGCGUUUCCAGGAGAACGACAACGAGGGGCACACAGUGCGCGAGCAAGGCUCGCGGGGUCGCUCGCUCAAGGAGCGCAUCCGCGAUAAGGCGACCGGCUUGGAUGACCCGAACGCAGUCGGGGCCGUCGGCCUGUUUCUCGAGCGCGGCGUGCACGACUUUGAAUUCCACUUUAUCAUCCCGGCAUGGACCGCGCCGUACGAGCGCUGCAAGUACGGCCGUACGCGCUACACCAUCACCGCUACGGCACUGGGCGCAGGGCGCGGUGGCGCGGGCGUCACGGCGCAGCGCGAAGCGUUUGUCAUCCAGCAGCAGACGGCCGACGGCGGACCGUAUCCCCUCGAGAUGCAGUACCACGACGUGCACGAGGCGCUCGGCCUGAUCUCGAUCGGCCUCACCUCUGCCUCGCUCACUGUCGGCGGCAUCGCGACGCUCGCGCUCGUACACCCUAAUCCCCCGCCCAACGUCAACGUGCACCUGGUCCGUGUGUUUGUCGAGCAAAAAUACGAGCUGUACAACCACCAGACCGCCUCGUGGGUCUCGGCACCACUCGAUAAGCUGCGUGUGUGGGAUAUCGGCACGCUCCCGCGCACCGGCUCCGCGGGCAUCCCCAACAGCCCGGCGCUCUGGGCACAGGGCGUGCUGUGUGCCGCGGGCAUUCAGCCCAGCUUGCGCCUCGGCGCGGCGGCCGUCAAGUCCUAUCCGAUGGUCCAGCCGCUCGAGCCGUCGCUCGAGGUCGACGAGCGGCCGCUUGCGCAGGUGCCGGAUGCAGGCAAGUACGGCUACCGCAUCAAGACGGUCGUACGCCUGCCGGACGACAACCGCCUGCGGCCUACGACGGCGCGCGGCACACGCACCGACAUCCGCAUCACGCACGAGCUCGGUGUCGAAGUGCUCUUUUCGCGCACCGACGUGCUCGACGACCGUGUCGACAGCGAAAUGUACGGCCAGCCCAAGGUCCAGGUCUUUUCGAUGGCGAAGCCGGUGUCGAUUCCGUCGUGUGCGUUUACCUUUGACUCGAUCCACCUGCCGCCCUACUCGGAAGAGUCGCCCGUGUCCUGCCCCGCGUCCCCGUCGCACACUCGGCAGCGCUCCGAGACGUCCACCGGAGCGAGCGGGAUUACGACGCAGACGCGCACGCCGCCCAAUGGCGGCGCGCUUGCGAGCGAGCCCGAGUGGAACAGGCUCAUUCACUCGCUCACCAACUCGCUGUCCGCGCACACGAUCCGCUCGCACGUCUCGUCGCGCACGUCGUCGCGUGCCGCAAGCCGCGAUCCGUCGCCGACGCGCCUCGGCUUCCGCUCGCGGCCCAACUCGCGACCUCCGUCGCCGCCCGCGGAUGGGCCGAGCGGCGCGACGACGCCCGUAUAUGCCGUGCUGCGCCCCAACGACCUGCAGCGGCCACGCUCGGGCCCUGCGCUUGUCCCGGCCAACGACCGCUCGGCGCCAAGGAACCUCCCGGCGGGCUCGCCGUGGGCCGUCUCGCACUUGCCGCCGCGCAUCGGCGAGAGCCACGACAUGUGCAACUGCGGCCAGCCGACCGAUCGCCUGAUCGAGGCGGAAGAGCGCUUUGUCGAAGGCGCGCCGACCGCGCCGGGCGCCUGGAUCGACACGGCGAGCGGCAGCGCGGUGCCGCCGCCGUGGACGCCGACAUCACGCCCGACGAGUCCCACGCGCGAGUGGCUCUCGUCAUACACGUCGAACGUGGUGCCGGCCACGGUCGCGGCCAAGGACGAGUCCCCGCCCGUGGAGCGUGUGCACAGUGCCAACGGAAGCAUGGCGCACGCCUAUCUCCCCCGCACACCGCUCGGCGGCCAUAAUGGCUCGAGCUACUUUGGCAGUGCGUACACCAGUCCCAAUUUCUAG